CCAAACCUCGCCAUCCCCUAUAAAGAGGUCACCUUGCCUCAUAUAUCUUAUUGGCCUUUUCUUUUCCACUUUUGCUGGAAAUUGUUGCUUUCAAUUAUCUGGCCAUCUGCCGCUCAUCUUGGAGAAAACUCUAUUCUCCCGCCCUCCCUUUUAUGAGAACUUUCCGCUACUCUUGAUACCAUGGAUUCUCAGUCAUACCAGCCAUACCCAGACGAUGAUGGGCAAUCUUCUCAGUCCAUCCUUGGCCAGUUGUCUCAGUUUGGGCAGAAUGCCUCCAACAACAUCCAGAAGAGCUUCUCCGACAUGUCAACACAAGGCUGGCUUCGUCUCAUCAUGGUUGUAUGCACAUACUUGCUGAUACGACCUCACAUCAUCAAAUACUCAACCAAGCAUGCUGUCAAGAAGCUGGAGGAGCAGGAUGUGAAGGACAAGAAAUUCGCCGAGGACCAGGUUGCUAAAAUGUCGCCAAAUGACCUGCGUGGCCUGGGUGCGGUGGAAGAAGAAGAUGUGGACGCUGAUGAGGGUGCCGACGGGUCCAAGGCUAACUGGGGCUCAAAGGCACGAGUCAGGCAAAGGAAGACUUUGAGGAAGAUUCUGGAAGCCGAGGAGCAACGACGGUAUGAGGAGGAGAGUGACGAGGACAUCAGGGACCUCCUGGAGUAAGCAGGGGCAAAUUGGCUGGGCUAGCAACGGCCAUAUUCGAUUCUUGCUGAUUUUGCAUAUUUGCUAUCAAGGCUACUUGCUGCAAGCAUGUCAAUCGGUCUGGGAGCCGCAAUUGGGCUGAAGCCUAAAACCUCGAAAUACUCAAAAAAUCGGGUUGAGUGGAUGUGGCCAAAGUGGCCUUAUCAUGCAUUACGUCUUACAAAAUGAUUAUACCUAAUUAAUACAUACGUCACGAUCUCACGAAAGUGGAAUAAUAAUAAUCACAUAAUUUACACUCAA
Molecule: messenger RNA, 942 nt
Organism: Trichoderma atroviride IMI 206040
Lineage: Eukaryota; Fungi; Ascomycota; Sordariomycetes; Hypocreales; Hypocreaceae
Biological process (GO): protein transport
Source: RefSeq, a predicted model, not a curated record